Molecule: messenger RNA, 4497 nt
Organism: Coregonus sp. 'balchen'
Lineage: Eukaryota; Metazoa; Chordata; Actinopteri; Salmoniformes; Salmonidae
Source: the annotation of a GenBank genome assembly
UCUCUCUUUUGACACGAUUGGUCUCUGUGCCUUAACGAAAGUUGUCCGUUUCUGUUUUUUUCGUUUGAGGAUUUGGACUGCAAGCGAGGUGGAUUUAUAUUUAUUUUGUCUUACGGUAUCACGUUUUCAGUUUAGUUUAGCCUAGUAAUUAUUUGACAAUAACUUGUCCCGAUACAUAAUAGACAUUACGAAACAACCUCCAUUUUGAAAUGCUAAAGAGUCGGUACAAAGUGUAGGCUACUAUCAGAGCGAUUGUUCAUGAACAUAUACGUGAAGGACAACACUCAAAUGCAAAUAAUAAGCCUGCAAUACAUACUUGUACAUAAAUGGAUUGAGAUGUGGUUUCAAUGCAUUUAUUUGAUUCUGUUCAAAACUAAAUGUUUCUUACUAGAACUCACGACGCUAUGAAUGGCUUCUUUGGCAGACUCUGCUCCAUUGGAACCUGAGCUCAGCCCUCUGGUCAAGCCAGGACAGUGUUACAAAGACAGUUUCCUCUAUCAUCUACUUUGUCUUUCAAGUUGAUUCUUUUUUAUUUGCUUACAUAGAAUAUUUGUAUUGCAUUCAUUAUUUCAGAUUUUCUACACAAUACAACUCUUCUGGGACCAAUUGUUUUAAUUGUGUUUUGAUCUGUGGGACCCAAACAUGCUCCAGCCACUGAGGAUUCUCUUCAGACCCAAGUGGAUGGUCUCACGGUCCUCUGCCAGCUAUGUGUCCAGGAUGAGGUCAGUUCAGUUCACUGUCAGAUAUACCCACCCAUUUAAUAAACAUACUGCAAGUUAGAUAACGGUUGAAUGGGAUUGCAUUCAUGCUAAAGUUAUAGCAUGUCUGAUUUAGGCACUUGAAUAAGAUAAAGGAGGAGGAUGAGGCGUGUCGAGCAGCAUUGCAGUCUGGGAAUAUUUUCCUUUAUCACAAACUGGCUCCUCUACUGCGGCGGACUGACAGUGGAAUAUACCAGCUCCCAGCUCUCCAGACCAAAGGUAUUUUAUGGCCAGAUGAACAGUGCCAUGGAAGCUAGGAUUGAGACAAAGACUGUAUAUAACAAAGACAGCCUCCUCUCACUACAGAAUCCCUAAAUUGAGAGUGACAUUAUUGUAAUGACAUAAUAGAAAUGGGCAUUUCUUGACAGGAACAACUUUCAACAGAGAUUUACCUGCAUAUAGCAACACAAACAUGUAGUAUGCUGAAAUGGAAAUAUGUUUGUGCCUCUCAGAUGUAGAAGGGAUUCUGGAAAAGCUUGGAGAGGACAAGGAGAUGGUGAAGGAAUCCAUUCUCAUCAACUGCACUGAACAGAACAAAGCACAGUUCUCCUUUGAUGUUGGUACGAGAACAUCCAGACAUGUAAUACAUGACUUCAUGGCGUCAUAGUUAGUUGGUACAGAAAGUUCCCAUCUGGAAUAAUAAUCAAUCUCAUUCUCCACCUACAGUACAUUGUCUUCUGUGUCUCUUGGGCAGAGGACAGGUUGACUGACUGUCUCUCUGUGCUGUAGGGGCGAUAGAGCAGACUGCUGUGGAGGAGCUGUGUAGAGGAACCUUCGUAGACCUGAGGAAAGCCUUCUUCCUACUGAGAGGGUCUGAGGCACCGCUUGUAGCCAGAGUGGGUAUUGGAGUCAAGUCUCUCCAAUCUAGUGUCUCUCUGUGUUUGCUCUUAUACCUGGGUGUGUGUUUUGGUCGUUAGGGGCAGGCUCUCCUUCGCUGGCACCAGACCAAUGGCUUCUGCAGCUUCAGUGGGCAGCCCACCCAUAGGAACCAGUCUGGCAGUCAGCGUGUGUGUCACAGCAGUGGGAUCACUUAUUACCCUAAGGUAAGAAACUGGGCUUAUCUAGCAGAUUUAAAAGGUCAAUCAGCUAUUUAACAGCUCUCAUAUCACAUUGGAUUUUCAUCAUGAAAUAAAGUAGUUAUUACAUUUCCCUAAGAGAAAAGUAGUUCUGUAGUCUCUUUUGUUUUUCUACAGAUGUCUCCGGUGGUGAUCGUAUUGGUGUCUGAUGGGAAACGGUGUUUGCUGGGGAGGCAGUCCACCUUCCCACGGGGGAUGUACAGUGCACUGGCAGGCUUCUGUGACAUAGGUGAGUCUCAUGCCGCACAUUUUAAACCAAUGAGGCAUGUGUAUUGACUAUUUAUAACAUGUCUAUUACAUAGGCUACAUCCAGUCCUAAUAUGCUACCCAGGUGUAAACAGCCUGAGAAAGGCCUCCCGAGUGGCGCAGCGGUCUAAGGCACUGCAUCGCAGUGCUUGAGGCGUCACUACAGGCGGCGCACAAUUGGCCCAGCGUCGUCCGGGUUAGGGGAGGGUUUGGCCGGUCGGGAUUUCCUUGUCCCAUUACGCUCUAGCGACUCCUUGUGGCGGGCCGGGUGCCUGCACGCUGACUUUGGUCGCCAGCUGGACGGUGUUUCCUCCGACACAUUGGUGCGGCUGGCUUCCGGGUUAAGCGAGCAGUGUGUCAAGAAGCAGUGCGGCUUGGCAGGGUCGUGUUUCGGACGCAUGGCUCUCGACCUUCGCCUCUCCCGAGUCCGUAGGGGAGUUGCAGCGAUGGGACAAGACUGUAACUACCAAUUGGCUAUCAAGAAAAAGGGGUAAAAAGUACAACAAAACCCCCCCCCAAAAAAAAAAUAAACAGCCUGAGAGAUGUAACUCACUUAUCCAUAACUGUACUCGUUAAGACUAAUAUAUUACUGUUAGCAUAAGCACUGGUAUAGGCUCCUGAAUGUGUCAACAGGUGAGACCAUGGAGGAGGCGCUCCGCAGGGAGAUAGCUGAGGAGGUGGGGCUGGAGGUAGAGUCUAUCCAGUACUCAGGCUCUCAGCACUGGCCCUUCCCACAGAGCUCCUUCAUGGUGGCCUGUCACGCCACCGUCAACCCAGACAAGACACAGGUCAGUCAGUGGCUGCCUCACUAUCCUAACGCUCUCUGUGUUCAUACAUUCAUUUGGCUUGAGUGUGAGCAAGACAUCCAGACAAAGCUUUAUCCACAGGGCUGGACUAACCAAAUCUGGAGCCCUGGUCAAAAACAUUUUUGGGGCCUAUUUCUGGGUGGCAGAGAGAACAUUUUGCAGUUCUAAAGCUAAUUUCCUGCAAUUCUACACAUUUUGCAAUGGGGCAGAGAUAAAGUGUUGCCGUUUUAAAGCUAAUUUUCUGCAAUUCUACACAUUUUGCCAUGGUUAAUGCGGGUUCAUAUGCUAUGAGUGACUGAAACAUAACAAAAUCAGGUUGGUAAUCCAGCCCUCCUUAUCCAUGGUUGUACAUUUAGUGUCCAAGAACUGCCAGAUCACUACAUUUGUUUUGUUAAAUUGUUUUUUUGUUCAUUUUAUUUUUAAAGCGACUUUGAGAUUCUACUUGUAAUGAAAAGCGCUAUAUAAAGUAAAUAUAUUAUUUUUACAUUACAUUUUCCCCAUGCCAAUACAGUGUAUAUUGAAAUAAAUACUAUAGGUUGAAAACUGAAUUAAUUGUACGUUGCUGAUCUGAACUGCAUUGCCUAACAGGUCAGUGUGGAUAAGGUGGAGUUAGAGGAUGCACGGUGGUUCAGCCUAGAGGAAGUCCAAGAGGCUCUGACGUUCAAGGCGCCACCACGGAACAACAAAGGAGAGCCCACUGUGUUCUGGGUCCCACCAAGCUACGCCAUAGCUAACCGGCUGAUCCAGGAAUGGGCCAAUCAACAACACCUCAAAUCAUAGCAAGAUGGGUGGACAACAGACAGCAUCAAAGCUGCAAAUACAACACACAGAUGAUUUUAAAAGACCAGGCAGGAACACUGUAGUUUUAAGUGCUUGGUAACACACACAGACGGGAAUGAAACAUACAGGUCCUCAACAGACACUGGAGGGGAACAGUGACAGGAAAUACAUCUCAUUUGAGGAUAAAAGUGUGUGACCGGGACAUUCUUGACCAGUGUUUCAAUAAAUAAUAAAAUACCAUUAACGGGCUUGGCUUAUAGCUAACAUUUGUCAUUGUUAUUCAAGAUUACAAUAUGUAAAGCACAUUUUUGCAUACAUUUAAUUGUUUGAUCACUAGGCCUUUAACUGAUGAUUUUGUUUCAAUAUUGUAACUACCUCCACAGUAUUGCAAUGAUUCUCAAAAUGAUUUACAAAGAGAAUGGUUAUAAGUGUAUUGUAAGUACUGUAAUAUCAUACUUGGUGUAUGUACAGAUAUCAACUAAAUGAAUAAAACCAUAAAGCCUAAAUUGAUAUUUUUUAAGCCUGAUCUCUGCCUGCUGUUGCCACCAAGAGAGACUGAAAGUUUUAUACGCUUUCAUUUUUUAUUGACUAAAAACCAAAUACAUUUAAGAGCAAUGUGGAAAAUAAAACAAUCCUUAAGGGCUACACAUAAAACCCAUCGGCAACAUUACAUCACAAUGUCUUGAUAAUGUGUUGUUGCUACAUAACCACUUGAACCAUCUAGGCAACUAGUCACAGAGGCUAGUAUGAUACAACUUUCCGUUAUAGAGUUUUUUUUCUUCUCCAUUUCAUCUUGAAAAUAUAAAUUUGAAUUGUUUCAUAGUGACCCCC